Molecule: messenger RNA, 1310 nt
Organism: Tarenaya hassleriana
Lineage: Eukaryota; Viridiplantae; Streptophyta; Magnoliopsida; Brassicales; Cleomaceae
Product: protein NDH-DEPENDENT CYCLIC ELECTRON FLOW 5-like
Exons: 4
Coding region: 81-1202 (373 amino acids)
Biological process (GO): carbohydrate metabolic process
Molecular function (GO): catalytic activity; carbohydrate binding
Source: RefSeq, a predicted model, not a curated record
CUAAACACCCGCGAGGAUAGAAGAUAAGGCGAUGUCUUUUUGUCUUUUUCAAAGGCUCUGAAGCUUAGCGCAGAGCAACAAUGGCUUAUGCCACCAUUGCUUCACACAGUAAUAUCUUCUUCACGGAUUCGCCAUGGAUAUCUUCGAAGCUUUUGAGCUCUCAUUCGUCUUCUUUAAUAAAAUUCAACAAGAAGAAGAAGAAGAAGAAGUGCAAGGGGGUUUCUGUUCCAUUUGUUUCAGCUUCCUCGGCCUCGAUCCCUUACCCUCCGAUCAAUUUGGAGUAUCUACGGAGAGAAUUCUCCGGCCAUGGAGCCACUUUCGAAGAUAUCGGUGAGACGUGCAUUGCCAAGUUGAAGCUGGAGAACAGGAGCUCAGCCACUGUGGUGCUGUCACGUGGCAUGGUAACCUCGUACAAGGUCCCAGUGUGGCAUGGAGGAAAGAUGGAGCUUCUUCACACCUGGGUCUCGGAGGAGGAAGACGAUGAAGUGGUCAUACAAGGAGGAGUUUCAUCGGCCAUAUUUCCCGAUGAUCAAGAUCUCGACGAAAUCAGUUCUUGGUCGAUGCCCAGUGGCUGGAUUCUUCAGGGCAUAGCAGGAGAUUCCCAGGACUAUGUUCAGGUAGAGUUGGCAAGAAGGGACGUAGACAACAUGCUGGAGAUGAAGCAAGUUAUUACUCUUGGACAAGAAACACUAAGCUGUGAACUCACAGUCACGAACAAAAACUUGUCGCCGGUCCAAAUAAAGUGUUCACUUCUAAGCCAUUUGACAGUUAGUACACCAGAAGCCACAUAUGCAGUUGGUCUACAUGGAUCAAAUUACGUCGAGAAAACACCGUUUCUCCCGUGCCCCGAGACGAUUAUAGAAGAAGAUGAAGGAGAAAAACCCGGGUUCGGAGGGAACAAGGAAGAGAUUGAGUACGAAGAGCAGAGCAAUUACAAGCAGUUGAAUGAAGAGAUGAGCAGGAUAUACACAUGUGCACCUCAAAGCUUCACUGUCAUUGACAGAGGAAGAAGGAACUCAGUGGUAGUAGGAAGAGAAGGGUUAGAAGAAGUGUACAUGUUCAGUCCUGGCUCAAGGGGGCUCGAGAGUUACAGCAAAUCUGCUUAUGUCUGUAUUGGACAUUCUGCUCUGCUCAAACCCAUCUCUUUGGAACCCUGUUCUGUUUGGAGAGCUGUCCAGCACGUCCAUAACCCUAACUCUUAACCAUUUCCCUGUUUUUAAACAUGUAAUGUAAUUUCAUAAGUAAAAGGUUUUUUUUUUGGACAUAUGAAUAUUUCAGAGUUUUUAUUGGAUUUGUUCGGUUAUUUUUUA